ACUAAGGAACUGGGAGGUGUGGCAAGGAAUCAUUUUAAAGAAGGCAGUAUUUGGGGAGGACAGACCCUGGCAUAGUGUUCACAACCAAGAGAAGGUUAUCACAAAGCAAUUUGCUCUGACAUGGUUGGAGAAAAUCUCCCAAGAAGCAUUAGCUGAAAGUGCUACAUUUGUCACCAGGGUGCCUGGCAUUUCAUACUUUGCUUCGAAAAAAAAAAAAAAAAAAAAAACAAGACACGUAACUAAUUAGAAAAGUUGUAUACGGAGAGAGGUCACAGCAUUGUUGGAGGAAGGAAAAAAGAAGAAAAACAAAGAUCUGCGAUUGCUGCAAAAAAUGAUAUUGGAUCUGAAAGGCUGCGUUCAGGAGAAUGAGACAUUAGACAUAGAGCUGCACAGGAUGAAAGACAAGUGACAUGUAGCCUAUGGACAGAAACCACAAGAAGAGGAGAUUAUGUUCCUUAUAUUAACUGUUUUCUGGACAUUAUUUUUAUUCACCGGCUUACAUCAUGCCAAAGGAAUAGAGCAAUGGGACUGCCAGGGAAGUUAUCAAUACCUAGGUAAUAACCGGUCUACUUGUAACGGUCCACCACCUUUCCUGUUGUUCAGCCGUGGAAAAGAUAUUCUUAGCAUUGACAUUGAUGGCACUAAUCUCAAGACCAUAGUGCGGAGCGCAGGAUCUUCGGUGUUGCUGGAUUUUGACUAUCAGGAACAAAGACUUUACUGGCUUGAUCCUAACAGAGGAUUUAUACAGAGGAUAUUGUUAAAUAAAAGUAAACGUGAGAGAAUGCGUGCUGUAAUAAAAGGGGCAACACAAUUCACAGUGGAUUGGAAAAACAGGAAUAUUUACUGGUCUAACCAGCAGAAGGGAACCAUAGAGUGGACUGACAUGAGUGGAAAGAAAGCUAGAAUCCUUCUGAGAGGUUUAGUUCAUCCCACCUUCAUUUCUGUUGAUCCAGUAGAGGGAUUGCUCUUCUGGACAUCCAGUAGUUUGAUGUCAGUGAUUCAAAAAUCUAACCUGAAUGCAACUACCAUAAUAUCUGUUGCUGAAAUGAGAGGAGAUAUUAAAGCCCUUGCACUGGACACAGCAGCUAAGAAAAUAUACUGGAUCUUAUCUAAUGAAGAAGACGCAGACCAAAGCAUUGGCUCUUGUACUUACUAUGGGGAUUCUGUAACAGUAAUCAAGAAAAUAGGCCAUUAUCCAAGACAAAACAAUUGGGGACUUUCAGUUUUCUCAGACUAUAUCUACUAUACAGAGAGAAAAUCCUCUUCCAUUUGGACUCUAAAUAAAUAUACAGGAAAAGAGACUGUAAUAAUAACUUUAAGACCAUCCGUGGCAGACAUCACAGAUAUAAAGAUAGUGCCUCAGCUGACAUCAAGCUAUCCUUACACAUUCGGGUCAGACGUGUGUGCCUUAGUGAAUGACCUUUGUACAGAAACAUGCCAAAUCAGCGGAGUGAGCCAGCAGUGCACAUGUAAGGACGGGUUUCAACUUUCUUAUGAUGGCAAACACUGUGAAGAUAUUAAUGAAUGUGCCUUAUGGAGCCAUGGCUGCACUCUAGGCUGUGAAAAUAUCCCCGGCUCUUAUUACUGUAGCUGUCCAAAAGGUUAUGUCCUUCUCCCAGAUAACAAGUCAUGCCAUGUCCUGCAGAAUGCAUUGGUCAGUCAUAAUUUUAAACCACCUACAGAUGAUACACCAUGUGUACAGGAUAAGAACUGCAGUCAUGGCUGUGUACAGACAGCGGGAGGACCUGUCUGUUUCUGUCCUGAAGGGUCGGUUCUUGGAAGUGAUGGCAAAACAUGCAGAGGUUGUUUUUCUCCAGACAAUGGAGGAUGUAGCCAGAUAUGCAGGAGAUCCAGAGAUGACAGCUGGGAAUGUGAUUGUUUUCCAGGUUAUAUUCUUCAGGAGGACAAGAAAAGUUGUCUUGCUUCAGGUCGUACAGGUCCUCGGCCAUUUCUACUGUUUGCAAAUAUGCAAGACAUACAGAGAAUGAACUUUGAUGGGACACAGUAUGAAAGUCCUUUGGCCUCACAGAUGGGGAGAGUCUUGGCACUGGAUUACGACCCUGUGGAAAAUAAGAUUUACUUUGCACACACAGCUCUGAAGUGCAUUGAAAGUGCAAAGAUGGAUGGCAGUGGUCGUGAAAAGCUGAUUGUAGAAGCCAUGGACACACCAGAGGGUCUUGCUGUUGAUGCCAUUAACAGAAAACUUUACUGGACAGAUAGAGGAAAAUCUUGUAUAGAAGUCAGUGAUUUGAAUGGAUGGAACAGGAAAAUUAUUGUAAAGGAAAAUAUACAGCAGCCAAGAGGAAUUUGUGUUCAUCCAAGGGCUGGGAGAAUAUUUUGGACAGAUAUCGGACCCAAUCCCCAUAUAGGAAGCUGCAGUCUAGAUGGUCGUGUAAGGAUGGAUGUGAUCAGCUCGAAUUUAAUAUGGCCUAGUGGGAUUACUGUGGACAUCCUCACAAAUAAACUGUACUGGUGUGACACCAAGAGAUCGGUUGUUGAAUUUUCUGAUUUGGAUGGAUCCAACCGACUCGUUCUUUCCCAGAAUGAUGUAGGCCAUCCUUUCGGUAUAGCAGUAUUUGAGGAUCAUAUAUGGUUGUCUGACUGGCUGCAGCCAUCUCUAGUAAGAAUGCACAAGAGAGAAGGAAACAGCUGGAUACGUGUGCAGGGCAACAUGAAGAGGCCUUCAGCACUUGUAGUUGUACACCCUUUGGUGAAGCUAGCCAUUACUGACAACAUCCCCAAACCUAGAAAAGACAUAACUGUAGGCAACGACACGACAUAUGAUGAGCUCUUCCUCCAUGGCCCACUAACCACUGUCUUCUAUGGGGGAGUUGAUGAUUCUCAUGCCAGUAAUGCUCUGGUUGCUGAAAUAUUGGUGUCAGAUGAGCGUUUCUGUGUACACAUCCAGUGUGAUAUCAAUGCACGCUGUGCGCUAUCAGAAGAUGGACCAAGAUGCCAAUGCUUGGAAGGCUAUACUGGAAAUGGAAGGACCUGUAAUGAUAUUGAUGAAUGCCUUUUACAAAUUACGGCUUGUGACCUACACGGAGCAGAAUGUAUUAAUAUGGAGGGUGGUUAUAUCUGCAAAUGCAUGGAAGGUUUUCUGGGAAAUGGUCUUGAGUGCAGUGAGUCCUUCACAACUGCAGGCACUGUUAAUAUGACCGUAAAUGACACAUCAGGAAGGAGUCACACAAAGGAAUGUCCUGCCUCCCAUGAUCAUUUCUGUUUCCAUGGAACGUGCAGAUACUUCCCGGAUCUAGACGAAUAUGCUUGUGUUUGUAUUCCAGGAUAUUUUGGCGAGCGAUGUCAGACUGAGGAUCUGAAGUGGUUGGAGAGGCAAACUACCCAGCUAAAGAUUCGCAAUGUCACCAUUAGUGUUUCAGUGAUUGUCCUCCUCCUUGUUCUGGGACUUGUUUUUUUCGCAGUAUACUAUUACAGGCAUCAGCUCAAGCAAAGCAGAAACACUGGCAGACGCCACGGCGAGCAGCAUUAGCAGCGAGUGGAAGGCGGCCUACGUGUCCAGUGAGGCUGAGAAAUCGGGGAAUGGACAUGUUAUUGGUCUACAGAGUGUGGCCCAAGCACCCUGUCAUGUAUAAACUAAUAGUGAAUUGGACAAAGAUCUAACUGUGAAUAAAUCACUAAGGAUUCCACAGUCCAGACGAGAACAGAUUCACUCUUCUCCAUGCUUUUCUCACCUGGAAAAUAAUGUGCAGAUGCUCACCUAUGGAAAAUAUUUGGGAAUCGGGUAAUAUGUGGGAGUAGACUGUUGUAUUGCCAAAAGGGCUGGUAUGUCAAAUAUUCCCAGGUACCUGGAUUAUUGUGAUAUCAUUAUGCCCGCAACUACUGAACAAGGCAAACAUUUUUUGUGUAGAGAUGGCCCCUAUGUAUGACCCACUCCUAAUGAAGCUAGAUGUUAUGUUUCCAUUAAUGUAUAUAUUGUCUAAUACUGCUGAAAUGAACACAAAAACAAAUGCAUUGCAUACAUCUCUUGUGAAAUACAUAAGUCAUCUCUACUGUGUCUACAGCUGCUGUUAAUAUAGUCCACAACCACAGAUAUAAGUAUGUUACAUUUACAAAGGACAUUGAUCAUAAGACACCAAUACAAAUGCAUUACGACAUGUAAAGGAGCACAAAACCUAAGGAGCGAAGGUCCGCAGAUCUGGACAUAUAUAUAAGAUAAAGUAGCGAUCAUGGGAGGAGAAAUAUUUCCGACAUUAAUCUAAUUGAAGAACACCAAAGUUAGCCUCUCCUGGUCUGAUAACUUGGGAAAAUAGACAGCAUUGUACUGUCCAGAGAAUUUAGGUUUAGUGUCCCUUUAAUGCAGAUACAUAGGCUUUAUCAAAUGUCUUAUUUCCUGAUUGAAUAAAAAAAAUACUUCAGACUA
Molecule: messenger RNA, 4381 nt
Organism: Hyla sarda
Lineage: Eukaryota; Metazoa; Chordata; Amphibia; Anura; Hylidae
Gene: EGF
Product: epidermal growth factor
Exons: 22
Coding region: 449-3490 (1013 amino acids)
Molecular function (GO): calcium ion binding
Source: RefSeq, a predicted model, not a curated record